Messenger RNA from Theobroma cacao (cacao), 1533 nucleotides. The record is from RefSeq and is a predicted model, not a curated record. NCBI's taxonomy places the organism in Eukaryota, Viridiplantae, Streptophyta, Magnoliopsida, Malvales, Malvaceae.
UUGAGCUUGCAAGUGCGCGGGAGUGUGUGUGUUUCGAAAUGAAUGUUUCUUCGAUUCAGAAGCUUUGCACUCAUUUAAUUUCUUCCGCAUUUCAAAGAUGUCGUUUAUCCAAAGAUCUUUGCCGAUUAUCAGUCGUUCUCGAGAGCUCUCCUACUACUCCUAUGAUUCGAGUUUCAAUAUCAGAUACGGGCAUCGGUAGUUGCUUGGAGGAGUUCCAGGACCUGAAAUACACCAGAGAAGGUAUUGGAACCGAAAAGUGGGAUGGGUUGCUCUCUGUCAUAACUACGUGCAUUAGUGAUAAUGAGAUAUAUCAUUAUCACUUAAAUCUUAGGGAAAGUGUCUCUGCCAGAAGGCUCACUAGGCUGCCUUCAAAUCCUAAGAAUGGUGCGAAAUUCAGUGGAACUGAAGUAUGUCUGUCCAUUUCUGACACUGUUGAUUCCUUGCUGGCAGAGAUCAAUCACUUCUUUCAAAAGAUGCUUAUUCUAAAGAUCCCGAAUGUUGCUGCUGAGCUAGUGAUUGAACGAGGGGAUGUUCUUGGAUUGCAAUGUGAAAAUGUCUUUUUAACAAAUGAAUGCAGUUCUUUGCGCUUUUCAACCUCAAAUGUUGAACGACUAAAGUCAGGCCUUGAAGAAUAUGUUUUAAAGCAUGGAAAUAGCUUAAACAUUAAAUGUGACUCUUGCUUCUGCAGUAGGGAGCAACUUAAGAUUGGUACUGGAGUAGCUUGCAGCCUGGAAAGCCAUAGGAAUUCCGAACUACUGAUGGAAGCAGUGAUUGUAAUUAGUGAAGUUUCUGAGUUAACCACUUCUUGCUUCAGGUCAUGCAGCAAUAAAACAGAGGUUCUGCAUUUUAAAGACUUCUCACCAUGUUCAGUAUCCCAAGCAUCCCUCAAAGCAUUGACUAGCAUUGACUGGAGAAAUUAUGGGUUAACUUUGGGGAGUGUUGUGGAUCAAGGUGACCAUGCAUUGAUAGAGUGGGAAAGUUUACCCCCUUAUCUUCAUAUUGAUAUGGCCCUCCACUGCUAUCAUAAGCAGGUCAUGAUAUUGCCAGGAAAGUAUAAAACUCAACCUGAUAGACAUCUUAUUAGAAAGGCAGUCAAACUAGCUUUAGAUGAUUUGAAGGAGAGACACACAGGGUUUCUUCUAAGUGCACAUGCUGUGAAGAUUUGCAGUUACGCCCCAGACCUUGCAAGCACAAUUGCUGGCCUCAUCUUGUCAUCUAAUGACUCAGACUUCCAAAGCGAAUGCAUCUCACUUCUUGGAAUACAGUCUCAAGAGAUUGUAGGGGAGGCCAUUGAAGAUUGUAUCGAGAAAAAGAUAAUCUCAGUCAUAGAGUCAAACGAUCAGAAACCAGAGAAAUGCAAAGAGGCUGCACUUUUCCUAUUUGAAGAUGACUGUCCCCAGGGCCCAUAUUUUGAGGUAUAUGAAGAAGGUGAGGAUGUUUUUAGUUCCCCAGAUUGAGGGAUGUUGUGCUUUAGCCUUAUGCAAUUAAUUCACAUUCCUGAUACUUACACUAAUUUUUGAGAAUUCUGCAUCA